Messenger RNA from Closterium sp. Naga37s-1, 4473 nucleotides. The record is from the annotation of a GenBank genome assembly. NCBI's taxonomy places the organism in Eukaryota, Viridiplantae, Streptophyta, Zygnematophyceae, Desmidiales, Closteriaceae.
AUGGCGACUGAGCCAAAGUAUCACGGAGUGAGAUUGACGCCAGCACACUGGAGGGUGGAAUUUCGUCAUGGAGGCAAAGUGCUUUAUAUUGGCCGUCGAAACACGGCAGAGGAAGCUGCUAGGUUCUACGACAGGGCGGCAUACAAGUUAAGGGGACCCGAAGCUCCAUUGCACUUCGGCCUCACAGGCGAGCAGAAGGCUGAACUCGACGCCAAGUCGGAGGAUCAGUUCCUGGCCUCCAUUGCCACUGAAAACCUCCUGCUCAAGAGGGGCCGCGGUUCUUCGCGAUUUACAGGCAUGAGGUGGGAGAAGUCAAGAGGGAAAUGUGUAGCAGAAAUAAGGGGAGGGGGCACAAAAGCGUCCCUUGGCUCUUUUGCCACGGAAGAGGAGGCAGGCCGUGCAUAUGACGCAGCGUUGAUCAAGAGGGAUGGCCCGGAUGCGAUGACCAACGCCAGGUUCCUCAGUGGCGACUUCAGCAGCGUGGCUCCUGUGGGAAGCGGCCGCCUGCAGGUGGCUCGUGGUAGGGGCAGCCGGGGGCCAGAGGCGCAGGGUAAGGGGGGGAGAUCGGGUGUGGAGGGGAAGGCACGUGGCGGCCGGGGCGGAUCAGCAAGACAACGCAAAGCAGACUCGGAUGAGGAGACCACAUCUGAAGAAUACCAAGAGGAGGAAGAGGGGGGAGAGGGGGAGGUUGAAGGAGAGGAGGGAGGAGCAGAAGAAGCAGGAUUGAAGCAGCCAAGCAAAGCGCGCACCAACAAGACCAAGGUAGGGAAGCGCAGCAGCAAGAAAUUCCCGUUCUCCUCCGUUCCCCCGCCCUCCACUCGCACCACUGACGACCCGGAAAAUCAGCAGCGGGCAGCAGCGCGCAGGAAGCCCCCACAGAUCGCGGGGAUGGCGACUGAGCAAAGUUUAUUUGGAGUGAGAUUGAUGGGAUUACAGUGGAGAGCCGAAUUACGUCAUGGAGGCAAAGUGCUUAAUAUUGGCCACAGGAGCACCGCAGAGGAAGCUGCUAGGCUGUACGACAGGGGACCCGAAGCUCCAUUGAACUUCGGCCUCACAGAUGAGCAAAAGGCUGAACUCGACGCCAAGUCGGAGGAUCAGUUCCUUGCCUCCAUUGCCACAGAAAGCCGCCUGCUCCAUUGGGGCCGCGGUUCUUCGCGGUUUACAGGCGUGAGGUGGUUGAAGCCAAGACAGAAAUGGGCAGCAUGCAUCGGGAUUGGGAAAGGGAAAGAGAGGCAACUUGGCUCUUUCGCCACGGAAGAGGAGGCGGCGCGUGCGUACGACGCCGCUGUGAUCGAGAGGGAUGGCCCCGAUGCCAUCACUAAUGCGAGCAUCUUCAGUGGCGACUUCAGCAGCGUGGCUCCUGUGGGAAGCGGCCGCCCGCAGGUGGCUCGUGGCGGGGGCAGUGGAGGGGGAAAGGCGCCGGGUAAGGGGGGGAGAUCGGGUGUGGAGGGGAAGGCACGUGGCGGCCGGGGCGGAUCAGCAAGACAACGCAAAGCAGACUCGGAUGAGGAGACCACAUCUGAGGAGGAGGUUGAAGAGGAGGAAAUGACAGAGGAGGAGACGGAUGAGGAAGAAAAAUACGAAGAGGAGGAAGAGGAAGAAAAGGGAGGGGAGAAAGAUGAGGAGGGAGAUGAAGAGGUGGAGGAGGAGGAUGAAGAGAAGGGCGAGGACACAGAAGAGAUGGGAAGUCAUGCCUGGCCGGAUGAACACGAAGAGGGACAGCAGGGGGAGGAAGGAGAGGGGGCAGGAGAGGAGGAGGAGUUGGAGGAAGGAGAGGUUCGGGAGGAGGAGGAAGAGGAGGAGGAGGAGGAGGAGGAGGAGGAGGAGGAGGAGGAGGAGGAGGAGGAGGAGGAGGAGGAGGAGGUGGAGGAGGAGGUGGAGGAGGAGGUGGAGGAAGGAAAGAUUCAGGAGGGAGAUGAGGAAAAGGGAGGAGCGGAGGAAGCGAGUCAGCCAAGCACAGCUCGCAGCAGCAAGUCCCCGUUUUCCUCCUUCCCUCCGCCCUCCACUUUCACCAUUGACGACUUUGGCUAUCAGCAGCAGGCAGCAGCGCGCGGGGAAAUUGGCAGGCAAGAUGAACUGGCGCGUUUUGCCAAGCUCGGUGUGAUGGCGGCUCUAGGGCUGGUGAAUCCUCUCACCAUGUCCUCGGAACAGCUGCUGGCUACCGUGGGCUUGACCCAGGCAGACCUGAAUGCCAGCGUUGAAGAAAUGGGGUGGAAGAGGAAGGACGGAGAGGUGUGGGAUGGCACGGGGGAACCAGGUGGGAUGGGAGGGAGUGGUGGGGCUGUGGGGGAUGGUGGAGGAAUGGGGAUGAGUGAAGCGGAUGCAGCAGGGGAGAGGAGUGUUGGCAAGCGAAAGUUUGGGCACGUGGGUACUGCUUUGGGAGAAGAGAACAGCUGCGUUUUGAAGAGGCUUCGGGAUUCGCCUUCGGCAGGAGCAUCUGGAGGAGAUGGUGGGGAUGGGAUGGACGAGUUUGUGGAUAUCGACCUGAACCCAGGCCCUACUCGCAAGCCUGAGAGGGAGAAGGCGGAGCAAGAGAGGGAGGCUGCGAAGGGUGGUGGGGAGGGAGGGGGUGUGGGGGAGAGUGGGGAGUGUGGUGGAGAGGUGGGUGCAGUGAUGGCAAGGGUGAGGGAGGUGGGUGGGGAAGAGGAUGUGAGAAGGCGGUGUGGUGUGGAGGGUAGUGGGGUUAGCGGUAGUGGUGGUCCGUUGGAGGGUUCAAAUGAGGAGACCACGUCUGAAGAAUACCAACAGGAGGAAGAGGGAGUAGAGGAGGAGGAUGUCGAAGGAGGGGCGGGAGGAGCAGAAGAAGCAGGAUUGAAGCAGCCAAGGAAAGCGCGCACCAACAAGACAAAGGCAGGGAAAUAUAGCAGCAAGAAAUCCCCGCCUUCCUCCUUCCCAUCACCCUCUACUCGAACCAUUGACGACCGGAGCUAUCAGCAGCGGGCGGCAGCGCGAAUGAAGCCUUCACAGAUUGCCGGAUUGGCUACCAAGCCAAAGCUUGUCGGAGUGAGAUUGAUGAAAUCCCAUUGGAAGGUCGAGCUAUGUCAUGGAGGCGAAGUGCAUCAUAUCGGGUGCAGGAGCACUGCGGAGGAGGGUGCUAUGCUCUACGACAGGGCGGCAUACAAACUCAAGGGUCCCGAAGCUCAACUCAAUCUUGGCCUCACAGAUGAACAGAAGGCUGAGCUUGAUGCCAUGUCCGAGUUUCAGUUCAGGGCCUCCAUUACCAAAGAAAACCUCCUGCUCAAGAUAAGCCACGGGUCGUCGCGGUUCACAGGUGUGGGGUGGGAGAACAAAAGUAAAAAAUGGGUAGCAUACAUUUGGCUUCAGAACAGAAAGAGGCGCAUUGGCUAUUUUCGCACGGAAGAAGAAGCAGCCCGUGCGUACGACGUGGCUGUGAUGGAGAGAGAUGGCUCGGAUGCCAUGACCAACGCUAGGAUCUUCGGUGGCGACUUCAGCAGCGUGGCUCCUGUGGGGAGCGGGCGUCCGCAGGUGGCUCGUGCGCUGGGCAGCGGGAGGGCAGAGGCUCAGGGUGGCGGCGAGGGGGCGGAUGUGGAGAGGAAGACACGUGGCAGCCGGGGCGGAUCAGCAAAGCGACGCAAAGCAGAUUCAGAUGAGGACACCCCCGUUGAAGAAUAUGAAGAGGAGGGAGGGACAGAGGAGGAGACGGGUGAGGAAGGAGGGGUUCAGGAGGAGGAGAAGGAGGAGGAGAAGGAGGAGGAGAAGGAGGAGGAGAAGGAGGAGGAGGGGGAGGAGGAGGAGGAGGAGGAGGAGGAGGAGGAGGAGGAGGAGGAGGAGGAGGAGGAGGAGGAGGAGGAGGGGGAGGAGAAGGAGGAGGGGGAGGAGGAGGAGAAGGAGGAGGAGGAGGUGGAGGAAGGCGAGGUUCGGGAGGGGGAUGAGGAAGGAGAGGAGGGAGCAGCAGAGGAAGGAGGAGCGAGUCAGCCAGAAAAGUCCCCGCUCUGCUCCUUCCCUUCGCCCUCCCCUCGCACCUGUGACGACCCGGGCUAUCAGCAGCGGGCAGCAGCGCACAGGGGGAAGGCGAGGCAGGAAGUACUGGAGCGUCUGGCCCAGGUCGGCCUAAUGGUGGUUCAACGGCGCGUGGAUCCUCUCACCAUGACCUCGGAACAGCUGCUGGCUACCGUGGGCUUGACCCAGGCAGACCUCGAUGCCUGGGAUGAGGAAAGGGGGCAGACGAGGAAGGACGGAGGGGGUGGGGGUGGCGAGGGGGGACAAGAAGAAAUGGGGGUGGGAGGGAGUGGUGGGGCGAUGUGGGCUGGUGGAGGAGGGCGGGGGGAAGAGGCGGAUGCAGCAGGGGAGAGGAGUGUCGGCAAGCGGAAGGUUGGAGACGCAGGUAUUGCAGCUGGAGAGGAAAACAGCUGCGUUUUGAAGAGGUUUCGGGAUAUGCCUUCGGCAGAAGCAUUUGGAGGAGAUGUUGGGGAUGGGAUGGACGAGAUUGUGGAUAUCGAGUCGAUUGAUUGA